GACCUGAUCAAGCGCAUGUGCAGACACUACGAGGAGCUGGAGCUGGUGACCUCCGCACAGGGCAUUGUUGACAGCCAAAAGAUAGCCAGUUUGAUUGGGAUCGACGGAGGUCAUGCCAUCGAUAGCAGCCUUGCAGCCCUGAGGAUGUUUUAUGAGCUGGGUGUUCGGUACUUGACUCUGACGUCCCGGUGCAACACUCCCUGGGCAGAAGCACCACCAGGAAGAGAAGAGGACUUUUAUCCCAAUGUUAUUGGGCUGAGUACCUUUGGUGAAGAAGUGGUGAAGGAGAUGAAUCGCCUGGGUAUGAUGAUAGACUUAUCGCACACAUCUGACACAACGGCACUGGCUGUCCUCCAACUCUCCAGAGCACCUGUCAUUUUCAGCCAUUCAGCAGCCUUCUCAAUCUGCAAAAACUCAAAUAACAUCCCCGAUCAUGUUUUGCAACGUCUGAAAGAAAACAAUGGGAUUGUGAUGCUGACCUUUGAUAUCAAGUUUUUGGCCUGCGGCAACUAUUCAGCUACUGUUUCAACCGUAGCAGAUCAUUUUGACUACCUCAAGGCAACAAUAGGCUCAGACUUUAUAGGAAUCAGUGGAGACUACGAUGGAAUGAAUAUACACCCCAAAGGCCUGGAGGAUGUCUCCAAAUAUCCAGCCUUGAUAGAGGAGCUGCUGAAGAGAGGCUGGAGCAAGGCAGAACUGAAAGGCAUUUUGAGAGAGAACUUCCUUCGUGUGUUCCGGGGGGUGGAAAAGGUGCGGCACGACCUCUCUUCUAUGCAAGUGAGUGAGGAAGAAAUUCCGCUGGAGGAGGCAGAGCACCCCUGCCGCCUGGAAAUGAAGCCACCUCCAGGAGCUACCUUUCCACACUGAUUUCUUGGCUGGGGCAACCAAGUGGGGCUAUAUUUCACUACUGCUGUGACUGCACAGGGAUCAUGCAAAAUAGA
Molecule: messenger RNA, 941 nt
Organism: Varanus komodoensis (Komodo dragon)
Lineage: Eukaryota; Metazoa; Chordata; Lepidosauria; Squamata; Varanidae
Product: dipeptidase 3-like
Exons: 8
Coding region: 16-867 (283 amino acids)
Biological process (GO): proteolysis
Molecular function (GO): metallodipeptidase activity
Source: RefSeq, a predicted model, not a curated record